Molecule: messenger RNA, 2009 nt
Organism: Phodopus roborovskii (desert hamster)
Lineage: Eukaryota; Metazoa; Chordata; Mammalia; Rodentia; Cricetidae
Product: probable UDP-sugar transporter protein SLC35A4
Exons: 1
Coding region: 266-1240 (324 amino acids)
Biological process (GO): pyrimidine nucleotide-sugar transmembrane transport
Cellular component (GO): Golgi membrane
Molecular function (GO): pyrimidine nucleotide-sugar transmembrane transporter activity
Source: RefSeq, a predicted model, not a curated record
ACUUGCUUCUCUUCCUGCAGAGAGUGGACAGGGAUUUGUCAGCCUGCACCCUGCAUUCCUUCCCUCCCUAGUUAAUGGGACUGACCUAAAACCAUGGGUCAUGAGCACUCUCCUCAAGCCCUGACUGUGGAGUGUGCAGCUGACUCUGCUCCUAGGUAUUCUCUCUGGUGAUGUACCACAGUUCUGCACUCGGUUUCCUUCGGAUGUGUCCCGGUUCCUCUGUCUGUUGCUAACUGCACAGGCCACCCAGGGUCUGGUGUGGGCCAUGAGUGUAGAAGAUGGGGGUAUGCCAGGCCUAGCCCAUCCAAGACAGGCUCGCUGGACCCUGAUGCUAGUCCUGUCCACUGCCAUGUAUGGUGCCCAUGCACCAUUCUUAGCACUGUGCCAUGUGGAUGGCCGAGUGCCCUUCCGGCCCUCCUCAGCUGUAUUACUCACUGAGCUGACCAAACUACUGCUGUGCGCCUUCUCCCUCCUGGUGGGCUGGCAAACAUGGCCCCAGGGCACACCACCCUGGCGCCAGGCUGCACCUUUUGCACUAUCAGCCCUGCUCUAUGGCGCCAACAACAACCUGGUGAUCUAUCUGCAGCGUUACAUGGACCCCAGCACCUAUCAGGUGCUGAGCAAUCUCAAAAUUGGAAGCACAGCUCUGUUGUACUGCCUCUGCCUUGGGCAUCGCCUCUCUGCACGUCAGGGGUUGGCACUGCUGCUGCUGAUGGCUGCAGGAGCCUGCUAUGCAUCAGGUGGCUUUCAGGAACCCGCGAAUGACCUUCCUGGGCCCGCAUCGGCAGCCGGAGCCCAUCCCAUGCCCUUGCAUAUCUCUCCCCUGGGGCUUCUGCUCCUCCUCUUAUACUGCUUCAUCUCUGGCUUGUCAUCGGUGUACACAGAACUGAUCAUGAAACGGCAGCGGCUGCCCUUGGCUCUCCAGAACCUCUUCCUCUACACUUUUGGGGUGAUCCUGAACCUUGGGCUGUAUGCUGGCAGUGGCCCGGGCCCAGGCUUCCUGGAGGGUUUCUCUGGAUGGGCAGUGCUUGUGGUGCUGAGCCAGGCAGUGAAUGGGCUGCUCAUGUCAGCUGUCCUGAAGCACGGCAGCAGCAUCACACGCCUCUUCGUAGUGUCCUGCUCCUUGGUGGUCAAUGCUGUGCUCUCGGCCGCGCUGCUGCAGCUCCAGCUUACAGCCGCCUUCCUCCUGGCCACACUGCUCAUUGGCCUGGCGGUGUGUUUGUACUAUGGAAACCCCUAAGGCCUUGGCCACCCCCACUCUCACCUGUGGCUGUGCAGAGUAGAUGCAACCACCAGAGCCAGCUCCCAUCGCACACCCCACCCACCCCAGCAGCCCAGUAACAAGUGCCUUGUAAGAAAAGCUAAGGUGGUCAUGUUAGCCUCUGGAUGUUCAGGUGGGUGAAUGCUACCCCUAGGAAGCAUAGAGUGGGCUUGGUUAAGGAAAGGCCUAACUGCACCCCUAUAUUUCUUCAUACUAAAGAACUGGAAGCCUCAAGCCCAGGCUUAAGCAGCCUGUCCUUGAGGAACCUGCCUCGUCCUGCAUGAACAUGGCUACUAAAGGGGGAAGUUUUGUUCAUGCCUGUAGUGGUCCCUCCUGAAGACCCCUCGCCCUGAAGCUUCAUGCUGGCCUGCUCCAGCACAGCAUGACUCCCAUGUAAGGGAUGCUUAGUUUGCCCACUCUACAGUCCUGUUCCCCUUACCCAGCCAUUCUAGAAAGGUCAGAGGGGGCUGGGGCUUGACUCAUCUCAGGGAACAUUGCCCUGGGCCCUGGCUCGAGCCUACACUCCUGACUCCUGUCCUAACUCAAGGGCCCUAUCGAAGCCCACUUCACCUCUAAGGGACUUAGGAGGUACUGUUUUUCCCACUCUAGCCCCCUCCUAGUGGUGUCCCAGCUCUGCACAGGAAGCAGGUACAGAAAACGUUUAUAGCUAAUCAGUGUCUAACUACUUAAGCAAUAAGGUCUUAAUAAAGUGUUCAGGGUGUAGGGUGCUUCCUACAACCAUUCACAA